Molecule: messenger RNA, 1488 nt
Organism: Guillardia theta CCMP2712
Lineage: Eukaryota; Cryptophyceae; Pyrenomonadales; Geminigeraceae
Exons: 11
Coding region: 1-1488 (495 amino acids)
Cellular component (GO): extracellular matrix
Source: RefSeq, a predicted model, not a curated record
AUGGCAUCCAAAGCACAGCCCACAAAGAAGAUAUCAUCAAGUCGAGAUCCCUCCAAAGAAUCAAAGGAUAAGGAUACUGCGGCUAAGACCACAAAGUUGUUGUCUGGACUGUCGACGUCCUCGUCCAAACCCAAGCCUGCACUUGCCUCUAAUAAGGUGAAAGCAAGCAAGGGGAAGGAGGGCGCUCAAUCAAAACCCGGCGGGAGUAGCCAACCCAACAAGCCCCACAAGGAGGAGGACGCGACAACGGCCUACAUUUCAAACUUCGUCGCUCCUGAUGAUCCAUGGAAGCAUCAUCGCUCUCCUUAUGGAGGCUCUCUGACCCUCGCCGAGAAUUGGGAGAGGCUGAAGCUGGUCCGAUCGGAGCAGAGCUUUGUUGCCUUUUCGUCCUCAGAUCUGAUCAAGGAGCUUCACGAGGGCACUGGCGCUGCCCCGUGCAAGUCGAUCCACUAUGCUGAUGUCAUAGACAGGGCGAUAGCUGCUCGUGAUCAAUCCCUCCCCCUUGAGCGCGUAUCCCUCCGCGGACUGGACAUGGAGGACUUUCAAUUCGGCCAGCAGCUUGCAUCGAGGGUGGUUGAUCUUGACAUGAGCUCUAAUCUCUUCACAAGCCUUCACCGUCUUGCGCUCAGCUGGAUUCGAGGACUCGAUCUCUCCGGCUGCCGGCUGCAUGCUCUCCCUCUCCUGUCAGACCAGACGAUGCCGAAGCUUGUUUGUCUCAACGUGUCCUUCAAUGAAAUCAGAGCUCUGCCAUCCGCCGAGGACAUGCGAGCCUUGUCGUCUCUGAGAUCUUUAAAGAUGCAGAAUUGCAUGCUCAACUCUCUUGUGUCAGGACAAGAGUUUCAGCUGGAGCCGCUCGUUAACCUGCAGAUUUUGGACGUCAGUUUCAACCUCCUCUCGCUCCCUUCUGAGCUGCUGGCCUUGACGAAGCUGCAGAGGCUUGCAGAGCUUGGCAUCGCUGGCAACGAGUGGUGUGUGCACGCAGAGUAUGAGGAGACCUGCUCGGCGAUGAGGAAGAGGAUGGCAACUCUCAAGAAGAUUGAUGCAACUGACGUCUCCAAGGCUUUCGUGGGCUACGGAAAAGCGGAAGAAGGGGAGAGGACGACAGCAGCUGAUGCACCUCACGCCGGAGUACUGGUAGCUGGCUCCGGCCCGGCACCGCCGAACGCGCCCGGCACCCAUGCCGGCGCGCACUGGACGGUCCCGGGGCCGGGCCCCGGAUCGAUGUGGAAGCUGAUAGAAGAGCCGCACAACGGACCGAAUAAGACUUAUUUUUUGAUUGCAGCGGCUGGAUCAGUCUUCCUGGAGAUCGGUCAAUCUCAAGGAAUCAUGCGGUCAUUUCAGUUCACGAGCUCAUUCCAGACAACGACUUGGAAACUGUAUGUUCUGAUCUUGCUGUACUGGAUGAAGAAUGAACAAUUCAUCUCUAUCCGUGACAUCUCAAAGUUCGGAGUGAGUUUAGACUCGGAUGUUGCAUUACUUUUGGUGUAA